This is a messenger RNA of Amaranthus tricolor (Joseph's coat), 1526 nucleotides long. RefSeq names its product 26S proteasome non-ATPase regulatory subunit 6 homolog. Gene Ontology annotation, biological process: proteasome-mediated ubiquitin-dependent protein catabolic process. Lineage: Eukaryota; Viridiplantae; Streptophyta; Magnoliopsida; Caryophyllales; Amaranthaceae. The transcript is spliced from 8 exons. The record is from RefSeq and is a predicted model, not a curated record. Bases 143 to 1303 code for a protein of 386 amino acids.
AUUCAAAUGGAGUUAAUCGACCCGGUUCUAAGCUCUCUUGAGUCUGCACAUUCACUCCUAAAUUUCACUUGGUUCGCUGCUUUCCCAUUCUCCAAGCAAACGCAUACAAAAUCGACAAACUCCAUACUCGGUGACGGUAGCCAUGGAAGGUCAAGAUGGUUCUCAAAAUGAACAUCUCAUUCUCGCUAAUAAGAUCUUUCUUCUAACUCAUCCCGAUGUGCAAGAUAUCGAGAAAGUUCAACUCAAAGAUGACGUUUUAUCCUCCGCCAAAUCUGACUCUAUGGCGUUUCUGUACGAAACCCUAGCAACUAAUGGAGUUUUGGAUUUGGAUCAAUCGGUUUUGGAUUCAAUGCGACAAAGUAUAGACGAUGAACUUAAGAAGCUCGAUGAAAAGAUUGCUGAUGCUGAAGAAAACUUGGGUGAAAGUGAAGUUCGAGAAGCUCAUUUGGCAAAAUCUUUGUUCUUUAUUAAAAUUGGUGAUAAAGAUAAAGCAUUGGAACAACUUAAGCUGACAGAGACCAAAACUGUUGCAGUGGGGCAGAAAAUGGAUCUGGUUUUCUAUACUCUUCAAGUUGGUUUGUUUGACAUGGAUUUUGAUUUGAUUUCCAAAAGCAUAGAUAAAGCUAAAUACUUGUUUGAGGAGGGAGGAGAUUGGGAAAGAAAGAAUCGUUUGAAGGUGUAUGAAGGAUUGUAUUGCAUGGCUACCCGGAAUUUCAAGAAAGCUGCUAGUUUAUUCUUGGACUCCAUAUCAACUUUCACAACCUAUGAGCUGUUUCCUUAUGACACCUUUAUAUUCUACACUGUUCUUACUAGUAUUAUAUCCCUUGAUAGAGUGUCCUUGAAACAAAAGGUAGUGGAUGCUCCAGAGAUACUGACUGUAAUUGGAAAGAUUCCUUACCUUUCUGAGUUCCUGAAUUCUCUUUAUGAGUGUCAGUAUAAGUCAUUUUUCUCUGCAUUUGCUGGCCUAACAGAGCAGAUAAAACUUGACCGCUAUUUGCAUCGGCACUUCCGUUACUACAUGAGGGAGGUCAGGACUGUUGUUUACUCUCAGUUUUUGGAAUCUUACAAGAGUGUUACCAUUGAGGCCAUGGCAAAGGCUUUUGGUGUAACAGUCGAGUUCAUUGACCUGGAGCUUUCUCGUUUUAUUGCCGCGGGGAAGCUGCAUUGCAAGAUUGAUAAGGUGGCAGGUGUUCUGGAGACAAACCGCCCGGAUGCGAAAAAUGCCUUGUAUCAAGCAACUAUAAAGCAAGGAGAUUUUCUACUCAACAGAAUUCAAAAGCUGUCCCGUGUAAUUGAUUUGUAAAACCUUUACUCUUAACAAUUUAUUCGACUUUCUGGAAUUUCUUUUUAAAGUCUUAUAAGCACAUUUUAUUCCCCUUCCGUUUUCACUUGUUUGCGUAAUGUUUUGAGGAAAAAGCUACUGUAGUAGCUAUUUGUAAUAUUGAUUUUACUAAUACUUCGAGAUUAGAAGAAAUUGUGCAUUAGCACUUUAGCAGUAACAAUUAUACUAGCCUUGUUCUUUUACA